UGUAUGCAAAAUAUGUUUGCGCUAACCAUAUUUAAGUGAAUGAUCUAAAUAAAAUAAUUUUUGUUAGAAGAGAUUUAUGUAUCAAUGAUUUUAAGGUUAACAUAAUUUUUCUUAGAAGAGAGAUGAAGAAAGAAUUCGAUGAUAAUUUCACUACUGGUGAAACUACCACUGAUGUUAGACAGAAAUGGUACGAGGAAUAUCAGAAGGCAGGAGGACCCUGCAAGCACUCCAAGUCCGAAGCCGACGUUCUGCAUUUAAGGGAUGAGGGAAAGAGGUAUCUGGAUACAGAAACCACUGCCUUUCAGUUGAAACAAUCCAGAUCACAUGAUUCAGAGACGAAGUGGUUAAAAACUGCAUUGCAACGAGGUACCACCUCGGAUAAAAUAGCAGCCAGUAUAGUGCUGGUACAAGAUAAUCCCAAAUAUAAUCUCAGUCGUCUGAUAUCCCUGAUAUCUCAAGUACGAGGCGCCAAGCACAAUCAAUGUGGCAUGAUUAUUACAUCGUUGAAAGAACUUUUCCUGGAGGAUUUGUUGCAUCCUAAAUUUAAAUUAUUAAAAUUAGGAGAACAGGACUUGGACAAGCUCAAUAUAGAGAAUGAAUCAGAUUCCAUUAUUAAGACAAAUACCGCUAGAAAUAGAUUGUUGGCGCACUGGUAUUUCGAGGAUCAACUACGCGAACAGUACGAACGUUUUGUUCUAAAUCUCUCCGCGGUAGCUUCAGAUACGGUAGAUACAAACCGUGAGAAAGCCAUAUCUGCAAUGAGUGGUCUGUUGAUAGAUAACUCCGAACAGGAGCACAAGUUGCUGGAGUUACUUGUGAAUAAACUCGGCGAUCCGAGCAGUAAAGUUGGAUCCAAAGCUGUAUUUUGUAUAAAUAAACUACUGUAUGAACAUCCGAACAUGAAACUCGUAAUUUUGCGUGAAGUUGAAAAAUUGUUAUUUAGAAGAAAUGUGAGCCAGCGUACUCAGUAUUACGCUAUAUGUCUGCUAUCGCAAUAUGUUCUGAAUAAAAAUGACGAGGGAGUAGCUGCUACACUGAUAGAAGUGUACCUUGCAUUUUUCAAAGCGUGUUUGAAGAAAGGGGAACCUGAUAGUAGAAUGAUGGCAGCAAUUCUAAUGGGUGUUAGUAGAGCAUAUCCUUUUGCCAAAAUAGAUUCAAAGAUAGUAAAUGAACACAUUGAUUCUAUUUACAAAGUGGUACACCUUGGGUCGUUUAAUGUCUCUCUCAAUGCACUUAACUUGUUGCAUCAGAUAACAAGCAAGGAUGAGUCUCAGGCGAACCGAUUUUAUUCGGCCUUUUAUAGAAAGUUAUUCGAUCGGCAAAUAGGAGUAGCGAAUAAGCAUGGGGUGUUUCUUAACUUGUUGUAUCGAGUUCUUCAGAGGGAUCAAAGUAUAUUACGUUCAUAUGCUUUUAUCAAAAGAAUCUUGCAGAUUACAUUUUAUUUUCCUGCGAAUAUGGUAUGUGCCAUGCUCUACAUUAUCUCCAAAGUUCUUCAAGGACGCAAAGACUUAAAACAUAUGUUGCUUGAACCAUGUGAGGCUAUUAAAGUCGAGAAUGAUGUAUGUGAAGUAAACGAUAGUUUAUCAGAUACGGAAGACGUUCGUGUAAUAGAAAAUGAAAACUCUAUUAUGCUAUCGAAUAUCACGGUUGAUGCGGAUAGCGAAACGAAGUCGGAUGUGAAGAAAGAGACCGACGUAAAAGUUGAGAUGCAAGCUAUAAAAUCAUACGAUCCUUUUUGUCGGAAUCCUUUGUAUGCAGGUGCAACCAAAGGACUCAACGCCGAACUUGAAGCGUUGUCUAGGCAUUUCCACCCGAGCGUCUCUUUAUUCGCAAAUCAAAUUAUUCAAGGAAAACCGAUCGAGUAUACAGGUGAUCCUUUGGAGGAUCUGACGUUGAUUCGGUUUUUGGAUCGAUACGUUUUUAAGAAUCCGAAAAAGUUAGAGGCCAAGAAGGUGCAGAAAAAGAAUGAUCCUUUGGCACAACGCGCCGGAUAUACGCCUAAGGGUAUACGAUCCCUUCCGGUCGAUAGUGCAGCAUAUCUCGAUGAGAGAGAGGAGCGAAUACCAGUGGACGAGUUAUUUUUAUAUCGAUACUUGAAACAGAAGGAUAAGAUCAAAACGAGUGUUAAGAGAGAAGAUGAUGACGAAGAUAACGAAGACACAGACAGUGUCAACAGUGAAGAGUUCAAUGAUAUGUUGGAUCGUAUGGGCGGCGGCCAAAAUUUCGGUCAAGAUUUCGACGACUUAGAUAUCGCGGCGGAUAUCCAACCUAGGAAGAAGAAAGGUAAAGCGGAUGAAGAUUCUGAUGAUGACGAGGAUAACGAAGAUAAUGCUAGUCAAUCUGAAGAUGACGACAUCAUCGAUGAUGCAUCUGAAGAUCUUGAUGAAGAUGACGACUUGCAAGAUUUAAACGAUAUCGAUCUUGCAGAUAUAGAUGAUGAAAAUCUGAGCGAUAUCGAGUUCAACGGUUCCGAAGACGAAGAGACUGUAGAUGACGAAUUAAUUUCGAGUUUGAAUAAAAAAUUAAAUGCGAAAAAGGGUCCGAAAAGUAAAGAAAAGAAAGAAAUUGAUAGCAAUAUAUUCGUAUCAGCAGAAAAGUUCGCUGAAAUGUUGGAGGAACAAAAUAAAACAAAGGGAAAGCACGGUGGUAGUAACGUUUUUAGCAGUAGUGACGGUGCUAGCGCAAAGCAGAUAGAUUGGGAAAUGAAACGACAUCAACGGUUGAAAGGAUCAUUUGGGAAAAAGCGAAAGUCUGUUCAAUCGUCUAAUAAUAAUUGGGCUAAAAAAUUCAAACGAUGAAUAUGUAAUAAACAUAUUUCAUAAACAACUUUACAUUUUAUUACAAUAAACUUUGCUUUCCGAUGACUUCUGUUUUAUUUGAAGAUCACUGUAAACAAUGAAAUCUAAAACGAAUAAUAUUUAAUUAUUUGUGUGUGUGUGUGUGUGUGUGUGUAUAUAAGCAUUUGUCUCCUUUAUGAAAUUUUUAGGCAAAAAAGUUUGCGUCACUAUAAUACUACACUAUAAUUUUGCUUAUAUGUUAUUAUUGUGCAUAACAAUUUAUUUUCAAUAUAAACAUAUUUAACAAAACAUGAGAUAGGCCAAUGAGUACAACGCAAAUCGCAAUGCGUAAUAAAUUUGAUAAAUUAUAAAACCAAAUACAAAAUUUCGUACGUUUCGACUCAUCCUCAGCGAACAUAAGAUUCAAAUAACCAAUCACAUCCCUUGUCAAAUAGACGAUUACUGAAUUCAAACAGUUAUUGCGCGUUGCGAUCUGCGUUGUACUAUCAUUGGCCUGUCUCAAGUUUUGUUAAUUUUGCAAGCUUAUUAAUAUUUCAAUAUUGUUAAACAUAUUUAAUGUUUACAUUGGACUUAUUAAUAUGAAUUCUCUUUUUAUAGUCAAAGUAAUCAGUCAUUUAGAAUGUAAUAUUUUAAUUUGAAACAGAAAAAAAUUUUUUAA
Trachymyrmex cornetzi is the source of this 3456-nucleotide messenger RNA. It is a transcript of the gene Noc1, whose product is annotated as Nucleolar complex protein 1. The record is from RefSeq and is a predicted model, not a curated record. Lineage: Eukaryota; Metazoa; Arthropoda; Insecta; Hymenoptera; Formicidae. The transcript has 5 exons. Gene Ontology annotation, cellular component: nucleus. Bases 123 to 2798 code for a protein of 891 amino acids.